AUGAAGUCAGCCGUUGCAACUAUUCUAAGUUCAGUGGGUGGCGGAUGUACGUCGAUAGUGAUUUCAAUGAUAGCCACGAAGAAAUGUCAAGUGAACUUUCUCAUUGAUGGUCUUUUGGCUUCUCUUGUCUCAACAACAGCUCUGGCCACAUACCCUCUAAUGGAGCGUCUCGAAAUUGACGAUCCCGUUGGUGUGGUACCUGUCCAUGUGGUAGCGCCGAUGUGGGGCAUGUUAUGUGUGGGCAUUUUCGCAAAACAUGAUCCAAAUCAGAUCGAUCUGACUCGCGGUUUCAACGGGAUAUUGUAUGGAGGCGGAUUUUACUUGCUCGGAGUACAGGCGCUGGCCGUUGUGGCCACUACUGUAUGGUCGACUUUAACGUGUUUAACUUGUCUUUUUAUUUUGAGUCGAUCUCCGUUGGGCGUCAGGAUGACCAAAUAUGAGGAACAGAUCGGUGCUGAUUUGAUAGAGCAUGGACUGUCGGGCCAUAAUAUUGCUCGAUAUGCUAUUGAAAAGAAGCUUACGACUAAAUCGUUCACAAGCGUCAUGAAGGCGAUCAUACGUUGGAAAAAAUUGACUCGAGAGGCUCGUGCAAUUCGCCAACUGCGUUCGGUAUUGCCCGAAGCUCAAACUACGACCGUCCGGACAAGUAUAGCACCCACACCGUUACCUGAGGCCAACCAUACGAAUUCGAACAACGUUCAGGCUUCCGAUAUGACCGGUGUUCUCACAAUUCCGCGCCUGGACAAUGGCUGUAUGCUUGUGCAGAGAAACUUGAAACACUCACGGCGAACGUUGAGUUUUCAUAGUGACGGGGCCGAUCCGCUUUCGCAGAGGUCAUCAUGCAGAUCAACCAGAUCGAUGCAACAAGAUCCACUGGCAGUGCCUACUCCACGACAAUUCUCUUCAUUCAAGACACUAAUUCCUGAGCCAUCUGCGGAUUCUCAUAACACUCGAACAGAGAGACAUACUUCGAAAUCACCGUCGAUUGGGAUUCCGAUAUCAUGA
Anisakis simplex (herring worm) is the source of this 1005-nucleotide messenger RNA. The record is from the annotation of a GenBank genome assembly. NCBI's taxonomy places the organism in Eukaryota, Metazoa, Nematoda, Chromadorea, Rhabditida, Anisakidae.